AUGAAUAUAAAUAUGAUACUUCGAUGUCUUGUACAAAAUUCAACUGAAGAAGCUAAAUUAACACAAUGGAAUGAUGCUUUAUCAUCAGUUAAUUUAACACGAGAUGAAAUAUUUAGUGUGGCUCUUCAUAUUUUACAUGAUGUUGUAUUACAAAUUUUAACUAGUACUCGACAAUUACGCGGUCAAAUGGAUAUGAUAUUAGUUUCUCUUGCAUCCGAUUAUCGCUAUUUAUUUAUGUAUAUUAUGGAAAAUGGUAAUCAAUCGAAACAAUGA
Rotaria sp. Silwood2 is the source of this 273-nucleotide messenger RNA. The record is from the annotation of a GenBank genome assembly. NCBI's taxonomy places the organism in Eukaryota, Metazoa, Rotifera, Eurotatoria, Philodinida, Philodinidae.